AUGGGCUCCUCGACCCAACUAACGUCGAGCAAUACGAUACAAUCGCAACCUGAACUCAGCACAUCCUGGUUUCACGAGCGGUGGUCGAAGGGCACCACUUCGUCCGGCCCCAAUUACAACGCAAUCGCCAAGAGUCCCGAUCCCAGGUCAACUGUCAGCGAGCCAAGCGGCAUCAGGUCGGGCACCCCCAGCGCAUCUGGCGAUACGGCGCAGCGGUCGAGGUCGCGUUCAACCAGCCCGGCCAAAACGACCACCGCGCUUAACGGUCUCGACAAGCCCGUGCGCUUUCCGGUUAUAGCGGAUAACCCGUUAGUCCAGCUACCGGUUGAUGUGCAAAGCUUAUACAAACAUAUCCGGAAUAUCACCGUGCACUACGAGGCGUUCAUACCUCUUUCAAUCCAAAAAGAUAUUGACAGUGCCGCCGGCCGCCGCCAUAGAAAGACAUGGUUCUACCAUGACGCGGGAAUGCCCGAGGUGGACACCCACCCGUUGCACAGCGAUGCCGCUCAGGCCACGGGAGACGACAACCACGACGAUGAUAGCGACAAUGACUACGGCGAUGAUGACAAUGAGACGCCGUCUGGGGCGUCGUACUCAGAGCGGCGGCAACGGCGUCAGCCAAGCCCGCGCAUGACCGCUCUUGCCGAGUUGGAUAUGCUCGUCGACCUCAUCGCCGCCGCGAACAGCUGCCGCGUGCUCGGCCGGCAUGAGGCGACGUGGAACAUGGAGGUACACAGCCCGCUAUUCCGUCUUGCCCUCGACCGGCCAGACUGCGCCCACGUGCUUGUUGAGGCUGUCACUCACGCGUCCAUCGCACCACCGUUCAUCCCGCCGUGGAAACUCGCACUGAACAGGACGGAAGCCCGCGAGACGGUUGACUCUGAGAGACUUGACUUUGCCCUGGCGUUGUUCGUGGAUCCGGGCAUUCCGUGUGACCAGCACCGUCGGCCCGGGCGACAGCGGGAGGCGGACCCGACCCUGGCAGAGGCGAUCCGUGAGGCCGUGGCGAACAUGCCUAUAUCCAUGGGCGUGAAUCAACUGGCGUACACGCCACUGCGGCACUCUCCCAUCGCGGUCGGGGUCGAGACCAAGACGGGCAUGAGCAAUCUUGAGGAAGGACGGCGACAACUUGGUGUUUGCACGGCGGCCUGGCACCGGCGGAUACUUGCGCUAAUGGCGCAGAAGACUCAUAUGGCGGGGAAGAAGAUCGUAAAAUUGUCAUUGCUACUUAUUAUAGAGCACGAGUGGAGGUUAAGUUUCGCCGUUGAUGUAGGGGAUGCGAUUGCAACACUAGGACUGUCGCUGAGUUGA
Molecule: messenger RNA, 1311 nt
Organism: Chaetomium globosum CBS 148.51
Lineage: Eukaryota; Fungi; Ascomycota; Sordariomycetes; Sordariales; Chaetomiaceae
Exons: 4
Coding region: 1-1311 (436 amino acids)
Source: RefSeq, a predicted model, not a curated record